CCAGAAUGAUGGCCACCGGGGAAGAUGAGGAUGAUGACGGUGAUGAGAAAGAUAAUGGUUAAGUAUGAAAGAUAAGGGUGAAAAGGAGGGGAAAGAAGAGUUGGAUGUGGAAUUUUCUCUGGAAGAAAGCACAGCUCCCCACACUGAGGCCAUUACCAAUGGAGUUCUAGUGGCUCAUCCCUGCCUGUGUGUUCAAGGCUCCAUCAAUAAAAAUGAGAAGACCAAAUGGAUAAUACAGGAGAACUGUCAAGUCAAGUUGUCUGUGCCAGGGGCCUUUGAGAAUCGGUCAUCCACUUUCUGCAGUGCUGAUUCAGAAGAGAGAAGGAAGAUCCCAUUUCUCUUCCACGUAGACAGAGAAAUCUGCCCAGAGAUGCAUUUGGAGCUGCUGCAAACGACAACUGUCCUAGAGGAGGGAUGGAGUGAGGAUCUGAAAAUGCACACUGCACGCUUAGGGACGGGAACAAUCCCUCUUGCAACACUUCCUCUUGGACAGGAAGUUGAAAUUAGCAUUCCACUAGGAAAGGGGCAAGGUGUGGAUCUAACUGUGAAGGUUGAAGAGAGCUCUCAGGAUCUUGAUGUGCGCAUCAGUUUUGACCUCUGUAGAGGAGAGAGAGAAUUUUUGGACAUGAGGAAGAAAAUAGCUUCUCAUGCCCUAAAGAAGACACUUGGUUUGCCAGAGGAACCCAAGAAAGAUGAGAUCCCUGUAGUGGCAGUAGUGGGAUCAGGAGGUGGGAUGAGAGCCAUGACUGCUUUCUAUGGCAAUCUGUCAGGACUCCAGCAGCUUGACCUCUUGGAUAUCCUGAUGUAUAUGUGUGGAAUCUCAGGAUCCACCUGGUGUUUGUCUAAACUCUACAAAGACCCUCACUGGUCCCACAACGAUCUCCAGGAUGCAAUUAGCGUUGCUCGGAAACUUGUGACCAGCAGCAAAGUGGGGGCAUUUUCUGCUGAACGACUGGUGUAUUAUUUCCAGCAGCUGGUCUUGUUGGAGAAAGAAGGACGGAAGGUCACACUCACGGAUUUGUGGGGCCUUAUCAUAGAAUAUUUCUUACAACAGAAGCAGGAUCCAUCGAAGUUGUCUGACCAGCAGUCAGCAGUCAGGUGGGGACAGAACCCCUUCCCUAUCUAUGCAGCUGUCAACGUGAAGCCCAAUGUCAGUAGCCAUGAAUUUACAGAGUGGUGUGAGUUCACACCCUAUGAGUUUGGUACCCACAAGUAUGGAGCCUUUAUCCGCAUAGAAGACUUUGGCAGUGAAUUCUUCAAUGGGCUGCUACUUGGGAAACAUCUGGAGCCCAGAAUUUGUUUUCUGCAGGGAAUAUGGGCCAGUGCCUUUGCUGCCAAUCUAGAUGAAAUCUGGGAAGAGGUCAUUUCUUCAAAAGUUGGCUUUCUAGAAUCUCUGAAAGAUGCCAUCAAAGCUAUAGAUGAGGCUCGUGGACGCCAGACUCUGGACCCUUUACAGUUAGAAAAGCGAAUGGUCAUGCCAGGUGGAGCUUUCUCACAUUUAUUUCAAGAUUUAUUUAAGUCUCGCUUCUCUGCUGGGGAAAACAUUAACUUCAUGCGUGGACUGUACCUUCACAGGGACUACGUCAAUGCCAAAGAGUUUGUGACCUGGAAAGGCACUCACCAGGAUGCCUUUCCCAACCAGCUAACUCCAAUGGAACACAGCCUGUACUUGAUAGAUGGGGUUUUCUCUAUCAAUUCUCCCUUUCCUUUGGUGCUUCAGCCAGAGAGAGAUGUAGAUGUCAUCUUGUCAUUCAACUACUCUUGGGAAGCUCCAUUUGAGGUGCUGCAUCAGGCCCAGAAGUAUUGUGAAGAACGGGAAAUCCCCUUUCCACAUAUUGUUGUGAGUGAAACAGAUAAGCAGAAGCCCAAGGAGUGUUAUAUGUUCGUGGAUGAUCGCAAUCCUAAAGUUCCGAUAGUGCUUCACUUUCCAUUGGUGAACAACACAUUCCAGAAAUACAAGGCACCAGGAGUCGAGCGUGAGACAGAAGAUGAGAAAUCCUUUGGCAACUUCCCUGUUGAAGGAGAAAAAUCUCCUUACCAUUCUAUGAACUUCACAUAUCAACCCAAUGAAUUUGAUAGGCUGCUGGAAUUAAGCCGCUACAAUAUUAUGAACAACAAGGAAGCUAUUUUAAAAGCCCUUACUUUGGGCAUGAAAAGAAGGGUGCUCAAGAAUGCCAAAAGGAAAUAAGAUGCAGCCUUGUAAUUAGGCUAUUGACUGGUUGCAGGACACUGAAUACAUGAAAGCUUCAGACAGGAACACCAAAGGGCUAAGGUAUCUGCAAAUGACCAACACAGCUGAUAACUCAACUAUGUUUCGUAGCUUCUCCAAAUACAGAAUGUCUCAGCUAGACUUCACUUCUGGGUGAAGUGUGUGAGUGGAGCUUUAAUAAUAGCAUUAAAAUAUUUUUGUAUGA
Molecule: messenger RNA, 2414 nt
Organism: Malaclemys terrapin pileata
Lineage: Eukaryota; Metazoa; Chordata; Testudines; Emydidae
Product: cytosolic phospholipase A2 zeta-like
Exons: 17
Coding region: 65-2188 (707 amino acids)
Biological process (GO): glycerophospholipid catabolic process
Cellular component (GO): cytosol
Molecular function (GO): calcium-dependent phospholipid binding; calcium ion binding
Source: RefSeq, a predicted model, not a curated record